AUGGAAAGUGGAGAACUUGUAAAAAGACUUUCCUUAUUAGAAGACACUAAGAAUUCAUUUCUAGCAAGUAUUCAACACGCAAAAUUAAACGGUUGGAUUAACGACGACGACUCAACAGGCGACGACAAUAUUGAAGUUGGUGAAAAACUAACUCCGGUUGACAUGGUCAAUGCUGAAGAAAAAAUAAUCGAACGACAAAGUCUUUCGACUUUAGAGUUUCGAAUUCAUCAUUUAGAAAAAUCAAUUUUCGGACCUGACUCGGUUUCCUAUGAAGCAUUAGCUUAUGAAAAGUUGAAAGAGCAAGUAACUUUACUUAAACGAGUUGAUGAAAUUAAGAAAGAAUUUAAUUCAAUCCUUCGUGAUGAAACUGAUGGAUUGAAAUCGUAUCUCGAGAUUUACGACCAGGUGUCAGACCUCGUGUCCCCUUUUAAAGAUUCCGCACUUUCACUAGAAAGAGCUAUACUUACACCUGAAUCUAAAGCAGAAAUUAUUUCUUCUUCUUCAGAAGAAUUGGAAAAGGUGGCCGAAAGUUUGAAACAAAUUGAUGAAUUGCAAGGAAUAAUUGACUCGACAGAAUUCAAAGGUCUUGAUAAACUUCUUCCUCAAGUUACACCCAUUGAAAUUAAACAUAUUGAUCAAGUUGCAAAAACCAAUGAAGUUUCUGCUCGAGUAACAAAUUUAUUAGAGAGAUAUAAUGGAAUUAUCAACACACUCUCAGAAAUUUUUAUUUCUUGGGAUCACAUUCUCACAGCUUUGGAAUCUAAUAUAUCUGCAUUAGAACGUGCAAAAGAAAGAGGUUAA
Diversispora eburnea is the source of this 801-nucleotide messenger RNA. Lineage: Eukaryota; Fungi; Glomeromycota; Glomeromycetes; Diversisporales; Diversisporaceae. The record is from the annotation of a GenBank genome assembly.